AUGCCAGCUUCCGACCCAGGAAAUGAAUUCAAUGACGAUGACUUCAUCGUCGACAUCGAUACCAUCCAGUCUCACGGGAUUGGAGCCGCAGAUAUCACAAAGUUGAAGGCAAAUGGCUUCUACACUGUGGCUUCCGUCCACGGCGCCACACGCAAGACCCUCUUGAAGGUCAAAGGCUUCAGCGAGGUCAAAGUGGAGAAGAUCAAAGAAGCCAUCCAAAAAUGCCUGCCCUCCGCAUCAGGUUUCGUCACCGCCAUGGAACUCUUCCAUCAGCGCAAGAAGGUCGUCCGCAUCUCGACCGGCAGCAAACAAUUUGACGCCAUUCUGGGAGGGUACGUAGCUGCGUCUGUCCCUCACCCUCAUCACCAGUCUACCCACUCAGGCUCAGCCCCAACCUCAUUCUCAAAACAUACACUAACUCCUCCCUCCUCCCUCCGCGCCCGCAGUGGUUUUCAAAGCAUGAGCAUCAGCGAAGUCUUCGGUGAAUUCCGCUGCGGCAAAACACAACUCUCGCACACCAUGUCCGUCGUCGCACAGCUCCCCAAAUCCCUCGGUGGUGCGGACGGCAAAGUCGCCUACAUCGACACCGAGGGCACGUUCCGACCUGAACGUAUCGCCCAGAUUGCCGAACGUUUCGGCGUCGAUCCGGACACAGCGCAAGAGAAUAUCGCAUAUGCGCGUGCCCUGAAUAGCGAGCACCAGCUGGAUCUCCUGAACGCGCUCAGCAGGGAGUUUGCGGCGGGUGCAUACCGGCUGCUCGUGAUCGAUAGUAUUAUGAACUGUUUCCGGGUGGAUUACUGUGGGCGCGGCGAGUUGGCGGAGCGGCAGCAGAAAUUGAAUCAGUUUCUGAUGAAAUUGGCCCAUAUGGCCGAAGAAUUCAAUGUCUGUGUGUUGAUGACAAACCAGGUCCAAAGUGACCCCGGUGCUAGCGCGCUAUUUGCUGGUGCUGAUGGUCGCAAACCAGUCGGUGGACAUGUGCUGGCGCACGCAUCGACGACUCGAGUGCUGCUUCGCAAGGGCCGAGGGGAGGAGCGGGUGGCAAAGAUUCAGGACUCACCAGACUGUCCCGAGCGAGAAGCUAUUUAUGUGAUCACCAAUGGAGGAAUUAAUGAUCCUGACAAAGUAUGA
Messenger RNA from Penicillium macrosclerotiorum, 1128 nucleotides. Its product is annotated as recombinase DMC1. Gene Ontology annotation, biological process: chromosome organization involved in meiotic cell cycle; DNA recombinase assembly; DNA strand invasion. Gene Ontology annotation, cellular component: condensed nuclear chromosome. The transcript has 7 exons. Lineage: Eukaryota; Fungi; Ascomycota; Eurotiomycetes; Eurotiales; Aspergillaceae. The record is from RefSeq and is a predicted model, not a curated record. Gene Ontology annotation, molecular function: DNA strand exchange activity; single-stranded DNA binding; double-stranded DNA binding. Bases 1 to 1128 code for a protein of 375 amino acids.